Molecule: messenger RNA, 1449 nt
Organism: Phymastichus coffea
Lineage: Eukaryota; Metazoa; Arthropoda; Insecta; Hymenoptera; Eulophidae
Product: U5 small nuclear ribonucleoprotein 40 kDa protein
Exons: 5
Coding region: 108-1163 (351 amino acids)
Cellular component (GO): catalytic step 2 spliceosome
Molecular function (GO): RNA binding; protein binding
Source: RefSeq, a predicted model, not a curated record
ACUAGGACGCCGUCGUAAUUAAGCUACGUGUUAGUGUGUACUGUGUACUGUAAACUCAAACACUUAGCGUUUAAGUAGCAUUUCAUUGUUAUUAUAUAUUAAUAGAAAUGCCUAUAGCUGAUAAAAGAAAAGGUGACGAUAUUUUAUCGUUAGUUCCUGCUUCAAAGAAAACAAAAAAUGAAGUUGUUUUUAGCAGUAGAGAAAAAGCUGUGGUCCAAAGUGGGCCACCAAGGACGUCAUCGCUAUUUGCUCCUAUCAUGCUCUUAGAAGGACAUCAAGGAGAAGUUUUUGGUGUGAAAUUUCAUCCAGAUGGUCAAUAUUUAGCAUCUGCUGGGUUUGAUAGACAAAUCUUUUUAUGGAAUGUUUAUGGAGAAUGUGAGAAUAUUUCUGUUAUGUCGGGUCAUAGUGGAGCAAUAAGAGAGUUACAAUUCAGCGUUGAUGGGAACCACAUUUAUACAGCUGCCACGGACAAGACACUUGGUAUUUGGGACAUUGAAACUGGAGCAAGAGUUAAAAAGCUUAAGGGUCAUAGUUCUUUUGUCAAUUCUGUUAAUGGAACAAGACGCGGAGUAACUCAACUUUGUUCUGGAAGUGAUGAUAGCACAAUUCGUGUUUGGGACCCAAGAAAAAAAGGUCAAUGCAUCACUUUAAAUAAUACAUAUCAGGUAACAGCUGUGACAUUCAAUGAUACAGCUGAACAAGUUAUUAGUGGCGGAAUAGACAACGAUGUAAAAAUUUGGGAUUUGAGAAAAAAUGCAAUCUUGCAUAGAAUGAGAGGUCAUACUGAUACAGUUACUGGUUUAGCUUUAAGUCCAGAUGGUUCUUAUAUACUUUCAAAUGGAAUGGACAAUGCACUGAGAAUAUGGGAUAUCAGACCAUUUGCUCCUUAUGAAAGGUGCUUAAAGGUGUUCUCUGGGCACCAGCAUAAUUUUGAACAAAAUCUUCUGAGGUGUGCAUGGUCAUUGGAUGGAACUAAGGUCUCUGCUGGUUCUUCAGAUAGAUUCCAUUACAUUUGGGAUACAACAAGUCGACGUAUUAUUUAUAAACUCCCUGGACAUAAUGGAUCUGUAAAUGAUGUUGAUUUUCACCCCAAGGAACCAAUCGUGUGCUCUGGUUCAAGUGACAAACAGAUCUAUAUGGGUGAAAUUGAAGCUCAAAUAUAAAUAUCUUAAUGUUUUAAGAAAAUUAAAUUUAUAUGUUGUAAAAUAGUUUUGAAUAAGAAUUUUGCCAUAAGUAAAUUGUAAAUUCAUUUCACAUAAAAAAAAGAUAUAGAAAUUGAAGAAUAAGCAUUUAUGUUUUCAAGUGUAUAAAAUAAUUGAGAAAAUAUGUAUAGAUGAGAACGAAGUUCCUGUGGGGAAAAAUUCCUAAUCUUAAAUAUCAUUUCAAUAAGAAAUAUUUUAUCCUGGUUUUGGAAACAAUGAUUUAUAGAUUUAUAAAUCUACUUUCUGU